AUGGCCAAAACAGCAACCGCAUACAAAGAGAAGAUGAAGGAGCUGUCUGUCCUCUCCCUCAUCUGCUCCUGCUUCUAUCCAGAAACACGCAACAAGCUCAUGUCUGAGUUUGAAGACAUGGAGGUGAAAGCUAUAAACAAGCGUGCCUCUGGCCAGGCCUUCGAGGUGAUUCUCAAGCCUCUGUCUCCAGUAUCAGAUGUAAACCCCAGUCUCCCCUCACCCCCCAAGAGGGACAUCUCCUUGGAGGACAUUGAGAAGAAACUGGAGGCUGCUGAAGAUCGAAGGAAGUACCAAGAAGCUGUGUUGCUGAAGGCUUUGGCAGAAAAGAGGGAGCAUGAAAGGGACGUGUUGCUAAAGGCCAUGGAAGAGAACAGCAAUUUCAGCAAGAUGGCCGAGGAGAAGCUCCAGAUGAAAAUGGAGCAGAUCAAGGAGAACCGUGAAGCCCAUCUGGCAGCCAUGCUUGAGCGUCUACAGGAGAAGGAAAGACAUGCAGCAGUGGUGCGCAGGAACAAAGAGUUGAAGGAAGAGCUGACAGCAUGA
Scomber scombrus (Atlantic mackerel) is the source of this 540-nucleotide messenger RNA. RefSeq names its product stathmin 2a (gene stmn2a). The transcript has 5 exons. Gene Ontology annotation, molecular function: tubulin binding. The record is from RefSeq and is a predicted model, not a curated record. Gene Ontology annotation, cellular component: cytoplasm; growth cone; neuron projection. Lineage: Eukaryota; Metazoa; Chordata; Actinopteri; Scombriformes; Scombridae. The coding region runs from base 1 to 540 and encodes 179 amino acids. Gene Ontology annotation, biological process: microtubule depolymerization; neuron projection development; regulation of microtubule polymerization or depolymerization.